Molecule: messenger RNA, 1334 nt
Organism: Armigeres subalbatus
Lineage: Eukaryota; Metazoa; Arthropoda; Insecta; Diptera; Culicidae
Product: HMG box-containing protein 4
Exons: 5
Coding region: 126-1301 (391 amino acids)
Source: RefSeq, a predicted model, not a curated record
UUUGAAGUUUCAUUAACUUUGUUUGUUUGCAAAAGAUUUUAAUUAAAAAUAUCUGAUUUUAGAAAAUCUAUAAGAUUAUAACCUUUUGAAACAAAAUCAACAGGACGUGGGCGGAUUUGUUGAACAUGGAGCACACUCCGAAAGCGCAUGCGGAGCUCGAAGUUACUGGCGUUUCUCGAAGUGGACGCGUAUGUAAGAAAUCAUCCAAGUUGAUGGACUUCCAGUCCCCGGACGAUAUAUCCGACGCAAAACAAAAGAAAGCACAUAAAAUAAAGUCAGUGCAGCCAGGAGUUCCGGGUCAUAUGGGACUGGGUCAUCUUAUGGAUGCUGUCAAACUGGAACGUGAUACAGAUGGGGAUGAUGAGAUUCCUUCAGAUUCGGGAGAUGAUGAACCAGAUUCCAAUAUUGACACGGACGAUGAUGAGGCCGACGACGAUGAUGCGAUGGACAUUGAGGAUAUGGAAGGAACACAAGAGGAAGAUGACAAAAGUGAGGGUGAGCUGGUAAUCGAGAUGGCUCCCAAACGUAGCUUGUACAUGUCGGAGAAAUCAUCGAAGUACAAAAAAAUGCUGAAGGAUGGAAAGGUUGUGAUGGGCAAGGCACAGCGUAAAGACAAAGGAAAACAGCGAUUCACCGCUUACAUGCUGUGGGCAAAGGAAACUAGGAAACAAAUGCGUGCAAAUCCGGAUGUUGAUUUUAGCAACAUGUCCAAGCGGCUUGGCGAGAUGUGGGCUAAUGUACCGAGUAAUCAAAAGUUCAAUUGGAAACGGCGUGCAAAACGCGUAGCUAACAAAUUCAAGCAAAACAAAGAGAAGGCUCUUUCGGCCCCAUUUGUAAAGCGUUACCUUCACCUGGAGGAUUCUUCAACGCCAGCAGGUGCCACUGGAACCCCAUCGGUUACUAGCGCAAGCUCAUCACGAUCUAAGAAAACCCCGAAGGCAGCCAAUAUGAUAUCAACGGAUACGAAGCCAACUGCUGCUGCCAAUGUUCAUCAUUCGCCGGAGUCUCCGGCCAAAGGGCAAACGAAACUCCCAGGGUAUCAACCGACAGAUGUGGCAGCGCAUCUCAAGCUGCUUGGUGAUAGUUUGACAAUUAUUGGCGAAAGAUUGAAAGAACAUGAGGUUGGACAAAUUGCGGUUUCUGGGAGCCUCUCCGUGCUGUUGGAUAGUUUGCUAUGCUCUUUGGGUCCACUGAUGUGUUUGACUAUUCACAUUCCGGGAUUGCAAUCGGACACGGCUCAUCUAAAGGAACUUUUUCAAAACACGUUGGACAAUAUCGCCUAUGUAAUGCCCGGUUUAUAAACGAAUAAACAAGACAAGAUUUAAAAAAUACCA